AUGACAAAUAAUUUCCAGAAGAUUCUUGGUGAAGGAGGUUUCGGGAUCAUCUAUCACGGUUAUCUGAACGAUGUUGAGCAAGUAGCUGUUAAAGUGGAACUUUUAAUGAGAGUUCAUCAUAAUAAUUUAGUGAACCUUGCUGGAUACUGUGAUGAAAGAAAUCAUUUGGCAUUGGUAUACGAGUUCAUGGAAAAUAGAGACUUAAAAGAGCAUCUCUCAGGAAAAGAAGGCUACUCAUUCUUGGACUGGCCAUCUAGACUACGAAUAGCUGCAGAGGCUGCACUUGGAUUGGAAUACUUGCAUACCGGAUGCAAACCACCUAUGAUUCAUAGAGAUGUCAAGAGCACAAAUAUAUUGUUAAAUGGAGACUUUCAGGCAAAACUUGGUGAUUUUGGGCUUUCAAGAUCUUUCCCUGUUGGGAGCGAAACUCAUGUGUCGACAGUUGUUGUCGGAACUCCUGGAUUCCUUGAUCCAGAAUAUUUCCAAACACAACGGUUGUCCGAGAAGAGUGAUGUCUACAGUUUCGGUAUUGUAUUAUUAGAAAUCAUCACAAACCAACUCGUCAUCGAUCCAACCCGCGAGAGGCCUCAUAUAGGAGAAUGGGUGAAGUGUAUGCUCUCUAUAGGAGAUAUCGAAAGUAUAAUGGACCCAAACCUCAAAGGGAGUUAUGACUCUAGCUCUGCCUGGAAAAUUGUUGAACUGGCAAUGUCCUGUACGAUACCUUAUUCAGAAAAAAGACCAAACAUGGCUCAAAUUGUUCAUGAACUAAACGAGUGUCUAAUACACGAGAACUUAAAAAGGGGAAGGACUCAAGAUAUGCGCUCAAAGAGUUAUAGUGAAGUGAGCACAGCCACCCAAAUGGCUCCUAUGGCACGUUAA
Messenger RNA from Raphanus sativus (radish), 879 nucleotides. RefSeq names its product receptor-like protein kinase At3g21340. Lineage: Eukaryota; Viridiplantae; Streptophyta; Magnoliopsida; Brassicales; Brassicaceae. Gene Ontology annotation, molecular function: ATP binding; protein kinase activity. Bases 1 to 879 code for a protein of 292 amino acids. The transcript has 5 exons. The record is from RefSeq and is a predicted model, not a curated record. Gene Ontology annotation, biological process: protein phosphorylation.